AACGCCCUGCGGAGCUUGCUGGAGGCCCUCACCAGCCCCCCGUACGCCCCGACCCAGCACCUCGAGCGGGAACAAGCCUUGGCCAAGCAGUUUGCCGAGAUCCUCCACUUCACCCUCAGCUUCGACGAGCUGAAGCUGGAUGCAGAGAGUGAGGUGAACAAUGAGAUGGCCAACAGGAUGUCCCUCUUCUACGCCGAGGCCACCCCCAUGCUCAAAACACUCAGCAAUGCCACCACCAAGUUCGUUUCGGAGACCCUCCCGAUCGAGGACACCACCGACUGCCUGAGCACCAUGGCCUGCGUCUGCAGGGUGAUGCUGGAGACCCCGGAGUACCGGAGCCGCUUCACCAACACCGAGACCCUCCUCUUCUGCAUGCGGGUGAUGGUCGGGGUCAUCAUCCUCUACGACCACGUCCACCCCGUGGGGGCCUUUGCAAAGACCUCCAAGAUUGAUAUGAAAGGCUGCAUCAAAGUCUUGAAAGACCAGCCCUCGACCAGCACCGAGGGGCUCCUGAACGCUCUGAGGUGA
Molecule: messenger RNA, 528 nt
Organism: Merops nubicus (carmine bee-eater)
Lineage: Eukaryota; Metazoa; Chordata; Aves; Coraciiformes; Meropidae
Product: protein FAM49A-like
Exons: 5
Biological process (GO): regulation of actin filament polymerization
Molecular function (GO): small GTPase binding
Source: RefSeq, a predicted model, not a curated record